Hevea brasiliensis (rubber tree) is the source of this 2065-nucleotide messenger RNA. Its product is annotated as transcription factor bHLH130. The record is from RefSeq and is a predicted model, not a curated record. NCBI's taxonomy places the organism in Eukaryota, Viridiplantae, Streptophyta, Magnoliopsida, Malpighiales, Euphorbiaceae. The transcript is spliced from 8 exons. Bases 534 to 1805 code for a protein of 423 amino acids. Gene Ontology annotation, molecular function: DNA-binding transcription factor activity, RNA polymerase II-specific; protein dimerization activity; RNA polymerase II cis-regulatory region sequence-specific DNA binding. Gene Ontology annotation, biological process: regulation of transcription by RNA polymerase II. Gene Ontology annotation, cellular component: nucleus.
CAGACACUCCCCAUGUCCUGAAACCAAGAACCUAAAAUAAUAGAAAAUUCCUAUAAUCUUUCCAGGGUAGUUUGGUCAAGUUACAAGCUUAAUUUUCAUGGACCACCUUGCAUCACCACAUCAUCAAUGGCAUCCUUCUGUAAUUAUGUUCAAUCUUGAGUGUUUUUAUGUGACGAUACUUGUACAUAUAUGUACAUAUGUGGAGAGACAAGAACAAGAUUGUUCAGGUCCCGGACUCUUUCUUUCUUGCUUUCUUCCUGGUUUUUUUUCUUGAUUUCAGUGUUUUGCAGAGGUAAAAGAGUGAGAAAAGCUAAGACCCAAGAAGGCUAAGUUGGUUUUUUGCAGCCUUUUUUUGGGUUGGAUUUACUUUGAAGGAAAAGUUGAUCAUUCUUGGGCAUUUUAUUCUAUUGAAGAACAAGCAAGCAACUUUGAAGAUUAAGCAAAGGUUAGAGGUCUGGUGCUCAAGCAUACCAAAGCAUUAUUUACAUUUGGAAUUGCUAAUAGCUGUUCAGGGACCCUCAGAACAAGAAGACAUGAGUCUUUUGUAUAGUCCUAGUUUCAACUACCAAGAUGGAGAAUUGAGAAGGAAUCAAGAACUCAUGGAUUUGAAUCACCAUAAUUAUCAUCAAGAGCAACACCAGCAUAAUUCAGGCCUAAUGCGUUAUCGGUCAGCACCAAGCUCAUUUAUUGAGAGCCUUGUCAAUGGCACCAGUGGCCAUGGGGGUAAUGGUGGCGGCGGUGGCAUUGAAGUCGAAGAUUCUCAGUAUUUCCGACCUUCGAGCCCUGAGAUGGAUGCAAUGUUGGCAAGAUUUAUGUCAACAUAUAAUGGUUCAGGGGAUUCCAAUUCUCAGAAUUUGAAAGAAUAUGGAGAAAGACCAGCAAUGAAGCAAGAAAUGGAUGAUUCACAAAUGGUUUAUCAAAGUUCACCAGUCAAUAAUUUGGCUAAUAAUGGAAAUUCUGUGGAUGUCAGCAAUUCUCUGGAUAGCACUUUCGGUGUUAUGAAUUCAAUGGCUCUGGAGAAAUCUAUGCAGGCUUCAAAGAUGAGUACUGUGAAUGGAUCCAAUCUUGUUAGGCAAAACAGCUCUCCAGCUGGAUUUUUCUACAACCUAGGCGUUGACAAUGGCUUCACUGUAACAGAAGAUGUGGGUGGUUUUCGAGCUUGCAAUGGCUUGAAUGGAGAAGCUAAUCCAUCAAAUAGUAGGUUAAGCAAUCAUCUAAAUUUCCCUUCAGGGCAGAGGCUGUUGCCUCAGAUUGCUGAAAUUGGAGAUGAAAACCCUGGUACAAGUAGUCCUGAAGGGAACACUAGAAAGAGACAGUACAUGAAUUUUGCAAAUGACACAUGGGAUGAUUCUUCAUCGAAUGACUUUAAGCGGUUUAGAAGUAAUGAUGAGAAUGUGUUUUCUGGCCUAUACAUGAUGGGCAAUCAGAGUGAGAAUUCUGGAAAUCGCGUGACGGGUUUGACUCACCACCUGAGCUUGCCUAAGACAGCUGCAGAGAUGGCUACCGUAGAGAAGUUUCUGCAAUUUCAAGGUUCUAUUCCCUGCAAGAUUCGAGCGAAAAGGGGCUGCGCUACUCACCCUCGAAGCAUCGCAGAGAGGGUAAGAAGAACACGAAUUAGUGAAAGAAUGAGAAAACUGCAAGAUCUUUUCCCAAACAUGGACAAGCAAACUAGCACAGCUGAUAAGUUAGAUUUAGCAGUUGAGUACAUUAAAGAACUUCAAAAACAGGUCGAGACCCUCAAAGAUACUAGAGCAAAGUGCAUGUGUUCUAGUAAACAGAAACAGUAUUCAAAUUCUUCUGCUUGAUUUGUUUCUGUACGUAUAGCAGCUAGGAAAAUGGGAAAGACUGAGAAGAGUAACUAGCUACUUAAUUGUUAAUUUAAUGUAGAAGAAUAGGAGAUUGUGAUGCUGCAUUGUUCACUUUAACUCGUCUUAUCGAUGAAUCUCUUUCUGAAAAAAAAUUAAAUCAGAUCCUCCUGUACUGUAGGAUUCUUCAAGAAGAUAGGUUGCUUAGCAAAUAUUUAUGUUGUAAUUUCUUGGAUGUAAAUGUCAGUUGUGUUUUGUAA